AUGAAGCGCAAAUUUAUGAUGCUGUCAUUGUUGAUUUCUGGGCCUCGACAACCAGGAAAUGAUAUAGAUGUGUACUUAGCUCCUCUGAUUGAAGAUCUGAAGAUUUUGUGGGAGACAGGUGUGGAAGUUUAUGAUGGGAUACAGUAUCAAAGGACAGAUGCAUGUCCAGUAUGUGAGGAGCACACAUGUUCAGUGCGGUUGGAACAUUGUAGGAAGAAUGUCUUUAUUGGUCAUCGACGAUUUUUGCCGCAAACACAUCAUUACCGACGACUAAAGAAGGCCUUUAAUGGCCACCCGGAGAAGGGUAGAGUUCCCAUGCCAUUAACUGGUGAGCAGCUUUUUGAAAAGGCAAUUUGUAGCAAGGUGAUUGACCCAGAAAAAUUGCCAAAGCUAGAACAUGAAAUAGCUAAGAUUUUAAGCGAGCUGGAAAUUCGGCCUGAGGGGUGUAUUGUUGAGAGGUACAUCAUGGAAGAAGCAGUUGAAUUAUGUACUGGAUAUCUCUCUAAUGUGGAUGCCAUUGGGUUGCCAAAGUACACAAAAGACACCACAGGUGAACAGGGUGGAAUCAUUGGGAAGAAACUCAUUAGCAUAGACAAGACACAAUGGGAGCAAGUUCACUUAUAUAUGGCUACCCCACCUGAGAACAGUGGUGAUGCUCCACCCACUGAAGAAGAAGCAUUCAAGGAGGUUAAACGGGGUAAAACUGUUAUGAAAGCAGUAAUACGGGCUCGAGCAGCUGGUUGUAAAUUACCAGUAAAUUGGAAUGAUAGGGGCCAAUUGGUUAAGUCUCCUCAGUUGGCCAGUUACAUAGGGGUCUUAGCUCGUCAUUAUGUUCCCUGUUGCAUUGCAGACUGGAGAAAGAAAAAUGACCCACAGCUUGAAGAAGCAAAAAAUAAUAUAUGGGAAGAUUUGUGUAUAUCUUUUGACCUGGAUGAGAGUCAUAGGCAUUAUAUCAUGAGAAAAGCAGCAUAUGCUCAUAGAAAGUUUCGAGCUACCCUCACAACAUAUCAUCUAAAAGAUGCAAAUGAAGAAUUCAAUCCUCAUCCUCCUAAAAUGUAUCCAGAGAUCCAGCAAGAGCAUUGGGAUGAAUUUAUUAAAAUGCGCCAACAGCCUGAAUUUCAACAGAUCAGCCAGGUCAAUCGCUCUAGAGCCGCAAGUACUCCUUUUCAAUAUAGAGCAGGAAGAAAGAGCUAUCCAGAUAUUGAACAUAGUUUGAGGGAAGAAGUUGGACCUAAUGCUCCAAUUUCUCGAGCUCUUGUUUGGAAGACUGCUCGAGAAGAUAAAGAAGGAAAAUUACCUGAUGAACGCACUCGAAAAGUCUGGGAGGAUUGUGAAGCAUUAUCACAAUCAAUAUCACAAGAUGAUGUGGGGGAGCAUGUGGAUGUCCUUGGUAGGGCAUUGGGAGCUCCAGAGGUCUCUGGUCGUGUUAGAGGAGUUGGAUUUGGUAUUUCUCAGGGCACCUACUUUGGACGUCGGUCUAAAAUUUUUACUGAAGAUGAUUUUAAUGCAAGGAUGGCAGAAAUGGAGGCGAGAAUGGAAAAAAAAUUUCAAGCUCAAAUGGAAAAGAGAUUUGAGCAAAUGAUUGGAGUUAUAAAUAUGCCACAAGGUAGCCCCAGUGAUAAAGAUAGUUGCUCCUUCCAUACUAAAGAAGACUUUCCUAAGGGCGAGUCUCAAUGUCAAUUAUGGUUAGAAUCACCACAUUGUCGUGUUGUGGCAAUCGGAUCUGUGUAUAAUGAUAAUAGUGUUACUAUACACUCCAGACCAUUGCUUGCUGAUCACUUAAAGGUGACUAUAACUAUUCCAAUAGAAAAUGAUGCUGAGUUGCCAGUGCAAAUAGAAGAUGAGGAUAUAUUCACGAUUUUUGAUGCCGUUGGAACUUAUGUGGCUUGGCCUUCAAAGCUCAUUAAGUUACAGUCCUCAAAAUUUAAAGAAGUUGUAAAAAAGCCAAUCAAAGCGAAAGAAAAGCCAUCGAAAGGAUCUACCUCUGUGACUAAGGCAAGGAAGACCAGCACAGAAUCUACUCAGUUGAAAUAUCCUCAUCAAAAUGCACUUGAAAUGAUUAUGCGGACAACAUUGAAAAAUGAGAUUCGUGAAGUAGAAUUUGAAAAGGAGAUUUAUGGUGAAAUAAUUAGCGAAAAAUUAGCAGCUGAAAAUAUUAACGAGAUUCUGACCAAGGAUUGGCUACAAACAACACAAAUUAGUUUAUACAUCAGCCCGCACAACACUAGUACCUACAGUGUUGAGUACCAUUCUCAAAAGAUUACUGAUGCAUUCAAAGUCAAAGGCAAAAGAAACAUGUUAUUUUUAGCUCCUCACAAUCCAGGGCAACAUUGGGUGCUUGUUUGUAUCAAUCCAUUCGUCCCUGUGAUUUAUUAUCUUGAUUCAUUAAGAGAUAGUGACUUUAAGAACUACAAAUCUAUGAGGAUAUUAUUUAAUCAGGCUGUAGCACGUUAUCGAGGAGGUGAAGGUCUCCCUCCAAACACCGAAAGACCUGAUCCUCCACCUAACCCUUUUGGUGAUGAAGAUGUUCUUGUUUGA
Messenger RNA from Prosopis cineraria, 2538 nucleotides. RefSeq lists its product as uncharacterized. Lineage: Eukaryota; Viridiplantae; Streptophyta; Magnoliopsida; Fabales; Fabaceae. The transcript is spliced from 13 exons. Bases 1 to 2538 code for a protein of 845 amino acids. The record is from RefSeq and is a predicted model, not a curated record.